AGUAGUUGGUCGAUUAGUGUCCAUUAGUCAGGACAAUGCUUUAGAGUGGUUUUUCUUAGGUAUGAUGGAGACUUGGGGCAUGUUGACCGCAGACAACAACAUCAACAACAACAAUACAGAGGGACAAGACAGCACGAGAGCCGGAGACAGAGAAGUCAAGCCGUACUCCCUUCACACGGACGUCUUCGCUUCUCUGUAUGCCGUUCUCUACCGCAUUGGAGAGGCUGCAAGUGACCCUGUCAAGGAAGAUACAACGACGACGACGUCAACUAUCUCCCGGCGGCACCGCGCUUCCCUUGACCUCCGUGAGCCGUUUGUUUCCACCCGUAUCCUCACGCCUCUCUUUUUCUAGAACCCUUCUUCCCCCAUUCUCUCCCUUCCUCUCCCCACCCUCUUCUUCUCGUGUUUUGUUUCUCAAUCUAAACAUCCCAUCGUUGUUCGUCUGACCUUUAGCCAACUCAUCUCAUCCACGAGUGCUGCUGUGUUGUCUCGUCUCCUCGCGCUGUCCCGUCACCCGUGCACUCCGAAGCCUUGGCACAAAGAAAGAAUGAUGCACUUUCUGGGCCACCGGCGCUCGGCCUCGCAGCAGAGCAUCGACCCAGAGACGCAGCAACAGCCGCAGCAGCAGUGGCGGCCUCAUCACAAGCACCGGCUAAGCGCGUCGUCGGCGCUGUACCAGGCGGCACAGGCAUUGGGCUCCAUUGGCGUCCCUACUGCCGCCGCCACUGCCAACGCCGCCACUGCCAGUGCCAGCCUCCCGGCGGAUGCUGCCACUGCCAAUUCAAACUCUUCCCGCCCGCUGCUGCUGCCCAAUCCGGUGCCUUUGUCGUCUGCCGUGUCAUCCCACUCUCAGUCUCAGCAGUCGUCGGCGUCGUCGCAGUACUCGCAGCCCUCGCCAUCCUCUCCCCAGCAGCAGCGGCAGCACCACCGCCAGUCUGGGUACUUCCAGCCCAACCACAACCACAACCAUAACCAACCUCCUCUUGCUUCUGGCCCCGUUUCUUCUCCUCCAACCUCGUCUCUUCAGUACACCCCAGGAGCCGCGAGUGCGACAAAACCCGGGACUGGGUCAUCGCUCCCCAACGAACCCCCCGUCGCCAACUUCCGCUGGGACGACGAGUACUACAACACCAGGGACAGGGACGACACCGAUAGAGACAGUAACCCGGCCACGUUAUCGGCCGCUGCCACGACCGACUCCGCUUCCGUCCGCUCCCUCCAGCCUCACCAAGCCCAUUCCUAUUCCCAUUCCCAUUCGCACUCGUACGCCCACUCGCAUUCUCACUUCUCCAACAACACCGGCGCUCAUUUUCGAUCCCAGUCGUACUCUCAGCAGCAGCAGCGUGCCUCCAUUCCCGCCGCUCUGCUUCCGGCCCAUGGCCUGCAGCCGCACCGAGACUCAACCUACUCGCUGUCCGCACGCUCCACUGCGACUGAGACAUCAGGGCCGCCGGGCCUUACCCCCUCCAUCGCCUUGUUUCCGGACCACUCGUCUCCAUCCCCAUCGUCCUCUUCCGCUGCCGCUGCCAUGAAUCAACAACAGCAACAGCAGCAGUCGCCGCCACAAUUUCAAUCCGGCACCCCGCGGCGCGCCGGCACCUACAGCUCCCAGCACGAAGAAUUGCACAUGCCAGCGGGCAUGAUGCAGCAUGGUCAGCUGUCGCCCCGCGAAUACUCAUCCUCGUCCACCGCCCCCGCCGCUCCCCAUAUCAAGCUGGACCAGGCAUCGCCAAAUGUCCCCCAGUACCAAAACACAUCGUCGGUGCCCAACGUCUUGCAACCUGGCGGCCCCGGUAACCGCCCGCCAGUCCUUACCGCCAACACAGCGCCUACCUUGUCCACAAUGCAGCCCCAGCAGCCGCAAGACUACCAAACGCCUUCGAAGCCCCCGAGCUUGAGCUUAUCCCACAGCUACUCCCGCUCCUCCCCCGCUGCCGGCUACGAAGGUGCCUCGACCUUUGCGCCCUACACCCCUACCACCCCAAGCGGUUCAGGAUCCCAGUUCAUGUCUCCUCCAGACCAAAAGUACAAUGCUCCCGGUUCGCAACGAAACAUAUCCAACACGCCCUUAGGCCUGGCCGAUAUCCGACCCCGCGCCGAUUCGAGCAUGUCUGAUGGCGUGCCGGGGAGCGUCGCCUACGAGCUCGCCAACGCCCAGCCGGGUACCAGCAAUUACCUCGCUCCUUGGGCUCUCUACGCGUUUGACUGGUGCAAGUGGCCCCCACAAGGCCACGGUGCAGGGAAACUCGCCGUCGGCAGUUACCUAGAGGACGGCCACAACUACAUCCAAAUCCUCGAUACCCAGAUGGUGCCGACCCCCAACGAUGUCUACCAACCAGGCACCCCCAAGUUCAACCUUGAAUUUUCAAAGGUCGCAGAGGCCACACAUUCUUAUCCCGUGACUCGCCUGCUCUGGGAACCACCCUCUUCUCAGAAACAGUCAACCGAUCUUCUUGCGACGUCCGGCGACCACCUUCGCCUAUGGUCUCUCCCCUCCGAGAGCCCCGUAUCGCAGAGCAACUCGAUCACCCGGCAGGGCAGAGAUACCGCUGUCACGAAACUGACGCCUCUCGCGCUACUUUCCAACUCGAAGACGCCUGAUCAUACGGCGCCGCUCACUUCGCUGGACUGGAAUACGGUCUCCCCGAGUUUGAUAAUCACGUCUAGUAUCGACACCACUUGCACGAUCUGGGACAUUCCGUCAUUGACAGCCAAGACGCAAUUGAUUGCCCACGAUAAAGAAGUGUACGAUGUGCGCUUUUGCGCCAAUAGUGUCGAUGUUUUUGUGAGCUGUGGACAAGAUGGAAGCGUCCGUAUGUUUGAUCUGCGCAGCCUCGAGCAUAGCACCAUCAUCUACGAACCUACCGGCAAGGAUGAUCGAGACGCCAAUGGUGGACGCAUCAGCCCCACGCUCGCGCAACAAACCAUGUCGAACCCUCCCCCCCUGUUGAGACUGGCAACCUCUCCUCAUGAUACCCAUUUGCUGGCUACGUUCGCGCAAGAUUCCAACGUUAUUCGAAUCCUCGACGUAAGGCAUCCCGGGCAGGCACUUCUCGAGCUGCGCGGUCAUGGAGGCUCUCUUAAUUCCAUUGAGUGGUCGCCUACGAGGCGAGGAGUUCUAGCCUCAGGAGCAGACGACUGUCAGGUGCUGCUUUGGGACGUCUAUAAUAACAACCACUCGCUCAGCGGCGGCCCUCCUGCCAACGGUGCCGCCCAGCCGGAUAACACGCGAAGCCCAUAUGCCAGCUGGCAGUGCGAUUACGAGGUCGGAAACCUUGCGUGGGUCCCGCAUCUCUCGAGCAACGACCAGGGGGAGUGGCUAGGAGUGAGUGCAGGCAGAGGCCUUUGGGGCGUUAAGACUUGUGGGCGGAUCGGUGUCUGAGGGGCCCCGGGAACGACAAGCAGCAUCCGUCUGACCGUCUUGCUGCCCUGUUCAUAGAACUGGCGAGUUACUUGUGGUAUAUGCAUCGCGAAGCCUGGCGUUUAGGGAUGGGUCCCCGGGCUGGCUGUAGGAGAAAACUAUCUGUGAGUCCUGUGGAGUAGUCGAGGUGGGGGUUACUCAACGCCCUCCGAGACUCAAUAGGGUUCCUCGGUCGGUGACAGGGGAAAAAAAACCUGGGAUGGUGGAUGGCUAUAUCCGAUGGAAAUAGUAAGGAGACAAGAGUAACGGAAUGCCGCAAUCGUUCUGUGUUAUUGGUGCCGCGUCUAAUCUAUCUGGCUGGAUCUGUCAUCCCUGACCUAUCGAAGCAUUCACCGCAUUU
Messenger RNA from Colletotrichum destructivum, 3761 nucleotides. RefSeq names its product Putative WD repeat-containing protein DCAF7. Gene Ontology annotation, cellular component: nucleus. Gene Ontology annotation, molecular function: protein binding. NCBI's taxonomy places the organism in Eukaryota, Fungi, Ascomycota, Sordariomycetes, Glomerellales, Glomerellaceae. The record is from RefSeq and is a predicted model, not a curated record. The transcript is spliced from 3 exons. The coding region runs from base 548 to 3382 and encodes 944 amino acids.